CCGGCGGGAGAGUCGCGGUGCACGGUCGCCUGCUGGACCGCGCGCCUGGCGCUGCCGCGGCUCGUCCCGGCGAUGCCUCCGCUCUGGGCCCUGCUGGCCCUGGGCUGCCUGCGGCUCAGCUCGGGUGUGGAUCUCCAGCCCCAACUGGCCAGCGUGACCUUUGCCACCAACAACCCCACCCUCACCACCGUGGCCUUGGAAAAGCCUCUGUGUCUGUUUGACAGCUCAGCAGCCCUCCAUGGCACCUAUGAGAUCUACCUCUAUGUUCUGGUUGACUCGGCCAGCUCCAGGAAUGCCUCUGUGCAGGACAGCACCAAGACCCCGCUGAGCUUGACAUUCCAGCAAACCAAGGGAGGGAGGACAGGCCCCUACAAGGCCUCGGCCUUUGACCUGACCCCUUGCAGCGACCUGCCCAGCUUGGAUGCUGUCCGGGAUGUGUCCCAGGCUUCGGAGAUCCUGAACGCAUACCUGAUCAGGGUGGGCACCAAUUCAACCUGCCUGUCCGACCCCAACUUCCAGGGCCUCUGCAACCCACCCCUGUCAGCGGCCACAGAAUACAGGUUCAAGUAUGUCCUCGUCAAUAUGUCCACAGGCUUGGUACAGGACCAGACCCUGUGGUCGGACCCCAUCCGCACCAACCAACUCACCCCGUACUCAGCGAUCGACACGUGGCCAGGCCGGCGGAGUGGGGGCAUGAUCGUCAUCACGUCCAUCCUGGGCUCCCUGCCCUUCUUCCUGCUCGUGGCCUUUGCUGGCGCCAUCGUCCUCAGCCUCGUGGACAUGGGCACUUCUGAUGGGGAAACCACGCACGACUCACAGAUCUCUCAGGAGGCCGUCCCCAGGUCCCUGGGGAGUUCGGAGGCUUCGUACACGUCUGUGAACCGGGGACCGUGCCUGGACAGGGCCGAGGUGUAUGCCAGCAAGCUCCAGGACUGAGCCGGGCACCGCCCGGGGGUGCAGCAUUCUCCCCGAGGGCCUUGCCCAGGGGUCUGCGGGCAGCUGGUGUCCACAGCCUGCCCCCACCCAGGCGGAAACGGGGCAUGCUGGUCCCACUGCAGGAAAACACUUAAUAAAGUCUUCCCAAGAUUUUGAGUUCGUUCAACACUUGCA
Molecule: messenger RNA, 1110 nt
Organism: Equus quagga
Lineage: Eukaryota; Metazoa; Chordata; Mammalia; Perissodactyla; Equidae
Gene: UPK3A
Product: uroplakin 3A
Exons: 6
Coding region: 73-936 (287 amino acids)
Source: RefSeq, a predicted model, not a curated record